Messenger RNA from Lotus japonicus, 2375 nucleotides. RefSeq lists its product as uncharacterized. Lineage: Eukaryota; Viridiplantae; Streptophyta; Magnoliopsida; Fabales; Fabaceae. Gene Ontology annotation, biological process: carbohydrate metabolic process. The record is from RefSeq and is a predicted model, not a curated record. Gene Ontology annotation, molecular function: polygalacturonase activity. The transcript has 17 exons. The coding region runs from base 1 to 2331 and encodes 776 amino acids.
AUGCAGAGGCUAAUCUGUGGCUUUUUGAUUCUUGGUUUUGUUUCAUCCUGUCUAUGCAUAAACAUUAUUCAUGAUGUGACGCGCUAUGGAGCUCGUGGAGAUGGAAAAUCUGAUGAUUCACAUGCAUUCUUGAGUGCAUGGCAACAAGUGUGUAGAGCUGGAGGGAUGGCAACCCUAUUUAUACCAGGAGGAAAAACAUUCUUGGUAACGAGCAUGACAACAAUAUCAGGUCCUUGCAAGACCUCAAUUAUUCACAUUCAGCUGCUAGGGAACAUUGUUGCGCCUUCUUUUGAUGCAUGGGGGCCUGACAAGUCAAAAUGGAUUUCAAUUCAAUAUGUAAACCGUCUCACACUUUAUGGUGGAGGAAAAAUUGAUGGCCAGGGUCAUACAUGGUGGGAGAGAUGCAAAAAUUGUUAUCGACCUAUGUCCUUAAGUUUCCAUGGAUGCAAAGACCUUAUUGUUAGUUACCUUCACUUCUUCAAUAGUCCUGGAAGUCAUAUAACCGUAGAUGGUUGCGUUGGUGCGAGAUUCUCCCAUUUAAGUAUCCAUGCUCCUCCUAACAGCCCCAACACUGAUGGAUUUGACAUUGCUAAUUCCAGAAAUAUCUUGAUAGAAGAUUCCACUAUAGGAACGGGUGAUGAUUGUAUUGCGAUUAAUGGUGGUUCAUCUUUCAUCAAUGCUACUCGAGUUGCUUGUGGACCAGGCCAUGGGAUAAGCGUUGGCAGCCUUGGCAAACAUGGUGCUCAUGACACAGUAGAAGAGGUUUAUGUAUAUGAUUGCAGCUUCACAGGGACUCAAAAUGCAGCAAGAAUCAAGACAGUUCCAGGUGGAUCAGGUUAUGCGAGGAGGAUAACUUUUGAGAAAAUAACACUUACAAGGACCGGAAACCCAAUAAUUAUAGACCAGUACUAUUCUCUAGCGAUCUAUGGUCCUCAUUUCAAUUAUGGGUAUUCUUCGGGUUCAACAGUGCAAGUGAGUGAUGUGACAUAUCGUGGAGUCCAUGGAACCUCUAUAGAUGUUAUGGCUAUUAACUUAAAUUGCUCCCCACCGGGUUGUUUCAAUCUUGUGUUCGAUAAUAUCAACAUUGUCUCUUCUAUCCCAGGAAAGAGGGCUUUUGCUUCUUGCAAAAAUGCCCAUGGAGCGGUUAGAUCUUCUACUCCAAGUAUCCAUUGCUUAUUGAGGCAUUCAGAAAGAAAAAAAAUUCUUCUCUUAAAGAUGCAGAGGCUAAUCAUUGGUGUUUUUAUUCUUGGUUUUGUUUCAUCCUGUCUAUGCCAAAACACUAUUUAUAAUGUGAUGCACUAUGGUGCUAAGGGCGAUGGAAAAUCUGACGAUUCACAUGCAUUUUUGAGUGCAUGGAAAGUAGCAUGUGAGUCUGCAGAGGUAGGAACUCUAGUUAUACCAGGAGGAAAAACAUUCUUGGUAACGAGCAUAACUACACUAACGGGUCCUUGCAAGAGCUCAAGUAUUAACAUUCAGCUUCAAGGGAACAUUGUUGCACCUUCUUUUGAUGCAUGGGGGGCUGAUAAGUCAAAAUGGAUUUCAAUUCACUCUGUAAACCAUCUCACAAUUAAUGGCGGAGGAAAAAUUGAUGGUCUAGGUUCUUCUUGGUGGGAAAGAUGCAAAACUUGUUCACGGCCUACGUCAUUGAGUUUUUAUUCUUGCAAUGGUCUUACUGUGAGUAACCUGCACCUGGCUAAUAGUCCUGGAAGUCACAUAAACGUAGAUGGUUGCAAUGGUGCGAGAUUCUCUCAUAUUAACAUUCAAGCUCCUGCUAAUAGCCCUAACACCGAUGGAUUUGAUAUUUCUGAUUCCAGACAUAUCAUGAUACAAGAUUCCAACAUAGCAACUGGUGAUGAUUGUAUUGCCAUUAAUGGUCGCAGUACCUCUUUCAUCAAUGCUACUCGGGUUGCUUGUGGACCAGGCCAUGGGAUAAGCGUUGGAAGCCUUGGAAAAAGUGGUGCCCAUGAGACUGUUGAAGAGGUUUAUGUAUAUGACUGUAGUUUCACGGGGACUCAAAAUGCAGCAAGAAUCAAGACAGUUUCGGGUGGUUCAGGUUAUGCAAGAAAAAUAACUUUCGAAAAAAUAACACUUACAAAGGCUGGCGACCCAAUAAUAAUUGACCAAUAUUAUGCUCAAGAGGUAUCCAGUGGAACUUCUUCGGAUGACAUAGCUAUAAACUUACAUUGCUCCCCACCGGGUUGUUUCAAUCUUGUGUUGGAUCAAAUUAAUAUUGUGUCUUCUGUACCAGGAAAGAAAACUUCUGCUUCUUGCCAAAAUGCCCAUGGAAGAGUUACAUCUUCUGUUCCAAGUGUCCCUUGUUUGUUGAGGUGAAUUACUCUAUAGGUUACCAAAUACCAAAUUAAAAGCUAUGUAGU